This is a messenger RNA of Cydia splendana, 5820 nucleotides long. It is a transcript of the gene cwo, whose product is annotated as transcription factor cwo. The transcript has 10 exons. Gene Ontology annotation, cellular component: nucleus. NCBI's taxonomy places the organism in Eukaryota, Metazoa, Arthropoda, Insecta, Lepidoptera, Tortricidae. Bases 332 to 1705 code for a protein of 457 amino acids. The record is from RefSeq and is a predicted model, not a curated record. Gene Ontology annotation, molecular function: RNA polymerase II cis-regulatory region sequence-specific DNA binding; protein dimerization activity; DNA-binding transcription factor activity, RNA polymerase II-specific. Gene Ontology annotation, biological process: regulation of transcription by RNA polymerase II; anterior/posterior pattern specification; regulation of neurogenesis.
UGGCCUGCCACAGGCGCCGCACAUUCCGUUGCCCGUGCCCCGUGCCGUGCCAUAUUUUGUUGCCGCCAGUCAUGUGACUCAACCGGCCGGCAUUCAGUCAGUCUUGUUCAAACGUUUAGUCGGGGCGCUCGCUAGUGCCACCCGUUCGUUUCGUGCAUUAUAUUAUACAUGCAGAUUAACGGAAAAACCUUACUCUACUACGGCGUUUGGUUACCGAAAAUGGAUUGCGAAGACCUCACUUAAAUAUAUUUGUGAAGUGUGUGUUAUCAAUUCAGUAUUUACGUGAUUGUGUCCGUGUUGACAUUGUGAUCUUUUCUGUUGCGAAGUAAAUAUGGAAACAAGGCAUUAUUGGGAAGAGAACGGGCAUGCCGUCAAAUACGAAAGCUACAACACCACCGAAGAGUUUCGGAAUGGCGAGCAGCUGGGCUUCGCGGCGCCCUCAGAGGACGAGGACUACCAGGCCGGCUUUCUGAAGAAGGGGAAGGUCGCCAGGGCAAACCCGAUGUCCCACCGAAUCAUCGAGAAGCGGCGGCGAGACCGCAUGAACAACUGCCUCGCAGACCUGUCCCGCCUCAUCCCGCCCGAGUACCUCAAGAAGGGCCGUGGCCGCGUCGAGAAGACCGAGAUCAUCGAGAUGGCCAUACGACACCUCAAGUUCUUACAGGAGCGAGCCAAUGCUGCCGAUCGUGUGGCGGGCGAGGAGUUCCGUGCUGGCUUCCAGGAGGCUGUCAACGAGGCGGCCAGGUUCCUCGCGGAGGUGCAGGGCUACGGCCCGGCGGACGGGCUGUGUGUGCAGCUCGCCUCGCAUCUGCAGAGACACGUCGAGAUGAUUACUAAAGGCGAAGUCCCCCGCGAGAAGCGUCACCCCACCUCCUCCUCAGAGACUGCCAGUUCCUCCAGCUCCUCGCACAGCCACGUGCCGCGCGACGGCGUGGUCCCACGCCGCCUGGAACCCCCGCAGCCCGAGCCCUAUGAACAGCCAGAGCAGUAUCCGAUGGAGUGCGAUAGAGAGGGUCUCAUCUCUAUAGCAGUACGCACACUUCGAAGUCUGGCGGUGCCACUGCCAAGGACUAUGCCGGAUCGCAAUCGCACCGUGACCAACGUGGUCGCUGCACCCGACGAGGCGCCUCCGGAGGGCGAGCCCAUGGCGCUGGACGGGCACCGCAAGAGGGAGCCUACGCUGCGGACCAUUAGGAAGCCCGAACACGGCGAGGACUUCUUACACUCGUACAAGUUCAAGAACUCGAUUGAGAGAAGAUUUUCGAGGUCUCAGGAUUGUGAGGCGACGGACAUGAGUGUGCGCGGCGCGCCGCACAAGAACUACGGCCACAAGCGGCGCCGCGCCGCCAAGCCCGCGCCCUCCACCACCUCCACCUCCAACUCGGGCUCCACGGAGGACGCGAGGGACACCUCGCCACAGGACACAUCGAGCGAGUCCCCGCACCAACACUAUGAGAAGCCGCUGGCGCCGCCCGCGCAGUACGUGCCCGUGUUCGCGCUCAACUCGCUUGGCAAGUACUACGUGCCGCUGAGCGUGGACUACUCGUGCCUGGCGCGGCACCUCGGGCCGUACGACGCGCUGGACGCGCGCGCCGCGCACCUGGCCGCGCCGCUGCACCCCGUCACCAUCCACGUCAACUUCCAGCCCUGCCUCAACUACCACGUCAAGCAAGAGCCGCGCGACCAGGACUGGCGGCCGGUGUGAACCGGACCCGAUGCUGGAUACAUUGUUUGCUGUAACGUUGCAUCGUCACCUAAAUGACGUCUGCUGUCUCAAUUUGAAAAGGGAGCGUGAGCGCAACUGGUGCGGUGUGAGCGGGCCCCAAAAUAUUUCUGUCACGUCGCCUGCCGCCUCGGCGGCCGGGAGCGGCGCCCGGUGGCAGCUAGGCCUUCAGCUGUCGCUAAUAGAUCGUCUGAACUAACAAUUUCUAAAGCUAAGGCGAGAUCCACUUGAGUUACGAUGAGAGACGCGCACGUUGCGAUUAUUAAGCGCCUGACGCGGUAAAAAUGACCGCGGUUUGAACGUCUUUGUAACGUGUGUGUUUUGUGCGUACAGCCUGUACGGCUUUAUCGCUAAAAAUGGCGAUGGAAUUAUUUCGAUCAGGAAAAUACAAGCAACAACACACGCCUCGGGAAAAAAGAGAAAUUACAAUGUGAAUAAUAUUAUUUGACAGCUGUUAAUUGGUAGAAUAACUAUGUUAUAUUCCGCUAGAGCAGCCUCGAGGCCCCAUAGUCAUAUUGGAGUGAAAACGAAGGAACCACCAAAUAAAUACAACCUCAAUGACACUCAAUGAAACUCGCUGAACCUGCAAAGUUCAAUACAAACUCCACACCUGUGUAACGCUUAGUACGAUAUUAUUGAUUACACAUUACAGUAUAAAUGUGUAGUGUCUGGAAAAUUAAAUGGACGCUUAUGUAGACGUUUAAGUGCCGAUCAAGUGCAAAGACGAUUUUAAGUUUAAACGGUAACGGUUUUAAGUUAUUUAAGAUUUUUUAUCUAUUUUUAUUCAGUUAAGUGUUAUGACUUUGGUAUAUAGUGUUAAGUAUCGAUGACAAUAAUCGAUAUUCGGUACGUGGAAUGUUAAAGUUUAAGUUUUGAUGAAUAGCAGUCGCUUAAGGCCAAAUUCGCACGAGCGCUUUUACAACGCGCGUUAAAAAAGCGUUUGAAUGACACAAAUGGAUACAUGUGUAUUUAUUCACACGAGGGCGGUGGCGCUUUUUAUUAAGCGUUGUUGGAUUUUCGACUUUAAGCGUUGGUCGUUAAAUCUAAUUUAGCGUGCGGACGGAUUCAAGCGCUUUUUUAACGCGCGUUGAAAAAGCGCUCGUUAGUAUGAGGCCUCACAGAACAACCUUGUUUCACAAAUCUUGUACCACUUCGCAACCAGACCAGUGUACGUUUGAUCUCCGAAGAGGCAUCUUUCUUGCGUUCCUAAUUCAAAUAACUAGCCAGUGUAAAUAAAUAGGGCGCAAGUGAUCGGAAAGGAUCGAAACGUUUCUCUAAGAGUUGAAAUUACAAUAUUUUUUUAUAAAUCUGCUUAUUGCAUUUCGUACGUGCCUACAUAUAAAACUCAAGGAGUCAAAUUCCCAAUUAUGAAAUAGCUUCUCUAAUAUUGUUAUCUCCUAGUUAAUUAUAUUUCAUGCGAAACGAUGUGUCUUUGCAGUCAUUUGGGUUCUGACUGUCCCUGGUUAUUAUCCUUUAAUUUCAUAAUAAUAUUUGUAUUAAGAAGUGGUGAAACGGGUUUUAAAGUUAAAUUCCCUAUUUUAACAGAUUGUAAUAAAUGCAAGUACUAUGUACCUUUUUAUAUGCUAACUAUAACAUGGUAUGUUUCAAUUGGUAAUUGCAAUGUACUUAUUAAGAAACACUGACUGUACCUACUUCCAAUGUUAUAUGUUCGGAAAAAAAUAUACGUAAAUAUUUUAGAUAUCUUAAUUUAGAAUCGUUGUUUAAGUGUCAUGUUAAUAUUUAUUGUUAAUAUUAACUCAUUCCAAAACAGAUAUGCUAUUUUAUUUACCUUUGGUAUAUUUAAUUUAUUUAGAAAUAGAUAUAUCACAGGCAAUAUGCCUCUGCCCAAGUUGUAAUUUUAUAAGCUUUUAGGCCUCAUUUGCACGAGCGCUUUUACAACGCGCGUUUGAAUGACACAGAUGGAUACAGUGCAUUUUAUUCACACGAUGGCGGUGGCGCUUUUUAUCAAGCGUUGUUGGAUUUUGGACUUAAAGCGUUUGUCGUUAAAUCGAAAUUAGCGUGCAGACGGAUGCAAGCGCUUUUUUAACGCGCGUUGAAAGGAUGAAUUUCAUUAAAAUUGUUAAUAAGCUUGACUUUAUUUGCGAAUUAAUUGGCUUCAUUGUGUAAUGAUCGUCACGACACAAAGGGAAUCGAUUACAUUGUGGACGAAUUAAGAUCUAAGUUAAGGCCUUAACCCUUAAUUCGGCAACGUCCAAAAUACUGGACACAAUUUUGUAUUUUGUUUAUUUAACCCGCUUUAUGUAUUUUUUCUGAACCAGAAUUUGCCAGAAUCAAUAAAAAUAUGGAAUUAAGCCAUAAUGUGUAAAUAUAUAGGUAGAGUCAGACCAAGACCAGUCGAUUUUGAUAGCACAACCAGUGCUAGUGUUAUUUUAAACGUUAAACUUCUAUGAAAUUAUGACGUAUAAAUAACACUGCGUGUGCUAUCAAAAUCGUUGCAGAUUUAUCUUGGUCUAACUCUAGAAGUAAAGUUAAUGAUUCUAGUUCUUAGUUAUGGCUGUGAACCAACGGUAGUAGUCAAAGAGCGUUAUUUUAUUUGACAAAUGAUUUGUUGCAAUUGGAAAGGAUAUUUAAUUACAUAAAGUACAUUGACUAUUCAGUCUUCAGUGAUUUAUAGCACCAUUUUUAUUACACGAGAAGACUAAUUAUUUUUUAAGCUAAUACUCUGGUAAUACACAUAUUUUAUAAUUUCGAGAUCCCAUUUUCACGGUAUUAUUAAAAGUAGAGAUAUAUUAUAAUUAACCUACCUACAUACAUGUUAGAGUUAGACCAACAGAAGUCUGCAACGACUUUGAUAGCACACGCAGUGCAAGUGUUAUUUAUACGUCAUAAUUUCAUACAAAUUUGACGUUUAAAAUAACACUUGCACUGCGUGUGUUAUCAAAAUCGUUGCAGACUUCUCUUGGUUCGACUCUAUCUUGUUGUAUAUUGCACAAACGCAACUAAGGGCUUUACCAGUAUUUUCAUUUUGUAGUCAGCAUGAAACAGGUAGUGACGGCCAAAUAUAUCGGAACACAUCCUUAUUUUUAUAUCAACAAAGGUUUGCUACGAUUUGGCCACUUUCUAUCUACAUAUGAGUAGCUUAACUUCAAACUCGGGUAAAUCUGUCAGAUUAUGCGAUUUUGGUAUUAAGAUAAGGUAAUAGGGUAGAUAUUUGCUGAGAGGGUCGAAUGGAUUUACCCGAGUUUGAAGUUAAGCGACACAUAUUUGACGUCGACUAUAAUUAGUAUGUACAUACUUAUCCUGUUUGUAGAACUACAAGCAUUUCGUUUAGCCCGAUUGCAACAAUGAAUUUGUUUUUAUCUAUUUUAAGAAUAUUUCAUUAUAUGGAUAUUUUUAUGUGUACUAGCUACCACAGACAACUGAACUAAUAUGUACAUGCUAGGUUGGGCCUAUUACUGUUAGCCCCCAUUCGCACGGGAGCUUUUUCAACGCGCGUUAAAAAAGCGUUUGCAUGACAAAUGGAUAACCAUGUAUGUAUUCACACGACAGCGGUGGCGCUUUUUAUCAAGCGUUGUUGGAUUUUCGACUUUAAGCCUUGGUCGUUAAAUCGAAUUUAGAGUGCGGACAGAUUUAAGCGCUUUUUUAACGCGCGUUGGAAAAGCUCUCGCGCGAAUGGGGGAACGCCAUGUUUUUACUCUUCCAGAGCGCUCACUAGAUGGCGUGACGUUAAGUGAAGGGCAAACUGCAGCCUGAGCUUAUCUGCCGAAAUAGAGAUGCUUUAUAUUAUUAAUGCUUUAAAUAUUCUGGUCUCUGGUUAAACCUUUGAACGCCAAGGCUAUCGUGUGCGGCGCGCCAUCGUGAAUCUUGUCGAAGUGCAUGAAGGUUGAUAUUGGGUUGCACCCGCGCGCGUCAGUUGACGUCUUUAGCAGUCAAUGGGUUACGUUUGUCCUUCAACUAAACACGUUCCACGAGUGUACGCUCUAAGACUGAGUUGUUAAUUAUAACAGAGUAAAGAUGGAUGUAAAAUAGUUAAGAAAUUUGUGUUAAAUGUAUAUUCGAUGUUGAGUUGUAUGAAUACUGAAUAGAUAUUUUUGUAAAUACAGUUAAGAAUUAUACGUUAAUAUUUUACGAUAAAA